Cylicocyclus nassatus is the source of this 2444-nucleotide messenger RNA. The record is from the annotation of a GenBank genome assembly. NCBI's taxonomy places the organism in Eukaryota, Metazoa, Nematoda, Chromadorea, Rhabditida, Strongylidae.
AUGGCUACGGCGCUGAACCGAUUUGGUUGGGGUGCACUAUUUUCACUAUUAGAUGUAGCGGCAUGCGUACUAUGUGCGUACUUUCACGGACCAACUCCAGGAAUAUCAAAUAUCACCUCGCAGUUCAAGUCAUUUUCGUUCUUCACGAGUACUGUGGACUUAUUUGCAUUAUGUGGCGUUAGAGUGCUUUUGUGGUUUUUGCCAGCUAUUUUCCACAAAACUGGCCGAGCUGACAGUUUGCCAGUAUUCACACAGGUUGUUUUCUGCACCUCACUUCUGAUGUAUGCGGCAAGUCCAACGAAGUUACUACUGCUCACGGAACGUCUCAAUCCAGGCACAUAUCUCCCAACUGGUGACUACGCUUUCCUUGUGUGGAAUUUUAUUGCUGCUCUCCUGCUGGAUGUAUCAUGGAAGUACUAUUUUCACUACCCACCAUCUAGCUACGUUAUUCUUGAGACGGACGAGGAUGAAGAACUACCGCCAAAAGAAACAUUUGAGCUGAUCUUUCGUCUACUGCAGUACUGUAAAAGAGAAUGGCUCUGGCAUAUUUCAGGGUUCUCGUGGCUGCUGAUAUAUUCCAUAACUCGAAUAUUUGUUCCUUACUAUACUGGAAAGGUGAUAGCUACCGUGGUUGCGACGAAGUCUUAUCCAAAUUUGGCAACUGCAGUCUACGUGAUGGCGUUUAUCUCAUUCGUCAGUGCCAUGGCAGCUGGCCUUCGUGGGGGUUCAUUCGAGUAUGCCUACGCAAGAAUAAACCGAGCCAUUAGACACGAUCUUUUCACUGGUUUAGUCAGACAAGAUGUUGCCUUCUUUGAUGCUCACAAAACUGGCGAGAUUGCCUCUCGGCUUACUGCUGACUGUCAAACCAUGUCUGACACAGUAGCUUUAAAUGUGAACGUCUUCCUCAGGAACUGCGUGAUGCUGCUGGGCUCAAUGAUCUUCAUGAUGACAUUGUCUUGGCGUCUUUCACUUAUUACUUUCAUUUUGGUCCCAAUUAUCUUCGUCGCCUCCAAAAUAUUCGGAAGCUACUAUGACUACCUAUCUGAGCGAACUCAAACCGCCAUAGCUGAUUCUAAUGAUGUUGCCGAAGAAGUGCUCUCGACAAUGCGCACAGUUCGAUCUUUUGCUUGUGAAAAUGUCGAAGGAGACCGAUUCUACUUGAAACUUACCCAUACUCUUGCUAUCACAAAGACAAAAGCCAUUGCAUAUGUUGGAUUUUUAUGGGUCUCCGAGCUCUUCCAAACAUUCAUCAUUGUUGCUGUGUUGUGGUAUGGAGGUCACUUAGUUUUAACGAAGAAAAUGCAGGCUGAUUUACUCGUUUCCUUCCUUUUGUACCAAAUGCAAUUGGGUGACAAUCUGCGCCAAAUGGGCGAAGUUUGGACAGGUCUUAUGCAAUCCGUCGGAGCGAGUAGAAAGGUGUUUGAAUACAUAGAUCGUGUUCCGACCAUUCUUCACUAUGGUACUGCUCAACCAGCGACACUUCGAGGACGUAUCGAGUUUCGCAACGUUCAUUUCAGCUACCCAACAAGGAGCAAUUUACCAAUUCUUAGGGACUUGUCAUUUACUGUUGAACCUGGUGAGACUGUGGCACUCGUAGGCCCAUCUGGCUCUGGAAAGUCAUCUUGCAUAGCUCUGCUAGAAAACUUUUAUCAGCCAAAUGCUGGUCAAGUGCUUGUAGAUGGUGUGCCACUAGAGGACUAUGAACACCACUACAUACAUAGAAAGAUCGCACUCGUCGGACAAGAACCUGUACUUUUCGCUCGAUCAGUAACCGAAAACAUUCGUUAUGGUGUAGAUGUAAUGGAAGCGGACGUGCUCAAAGCGGCUGAGAUGGCUAAUGCACAUAGUUUUAUCAUGCAAACCACGCACAAGUACGAGACAAAUGUCGGUGAAAAAGGAAGCCAGAUGUCUGGUGGACAAAAGCAAAGAAUUGCGAUAGCAAGGGCACUGGUGAGGGAGCCUGCUAUACUUUUGCUUGACGAAGCUACAUCAGCCCUGGACACAGAAUCGGAACAUCUCGUACAGGAAGCCAUCUACAAGAAUCUGGAUGGAAAGAGUGUGAUUCUAAUCGCGCAUCGUCUAUCCACUGUGGAAAAAGCCGAUAAGAUCAUCGUUAUCAAUAAGGGAAAAGUAGAACAAAUCGGCACACACGACGAACUGCUCAGACAACCUGGAACUUAUGCGACUUUGGUUGCACGUCAGAUGAUGGGAGACCAGCGACCACAUCAUCCUCAGCUGGAAGCUCCAUCAUCAUCUAAACCCGUAAGUGUGAUCGGAAGUCACCAUGGAGGAAUGUCUUUGCUGUCGACGAGUUUCACUCAUUCAGCUAGUAGUGUAACGUCACGUUGAGCAAUUUGGCAAAUCUGCUGAAAAAAUUUGUGGUAUUUACACUGCAGUAUCUGGAAGAUCUGAGGUCAAUUCCUGUUAAUGAAUUUGUUACAUUU